Cephus cinctus (wheat stem sawfly) is the source of this 2480-nucleotide messenger RNA. It is a transcript of the gene Pgm2a, whose product is annotated as glucose 1,6-bisphosphate synthase. Gene Ontology annotation, biological process: purine ribonucleoside salvage; carbohydrate metabolic process. Lineage: Eukaryota; Metazoa; Arthropoda; Insecta; Hymenoptera; Cephidae. The transcript is spliced from 10 exons. Bases 165 to 1988 code for a protein of 607 amino acids. The record is from RefSeq and is a predicted model, not a curated record. Gene Ontology annotation, molecular function: phosphopentomutase activity; magnesium ion binding.
AUAAGAAGGAACAGUCAGUACGCGAAGGCAACGGUAAAAUCAUCGGUGCCGCGAGAGUCGGUAAAAUCUACCCUCCCACCCAAGAAGAGAAGACCUGCGCGUCCCAUCUCAUACGUUUUAUAGCUUUCUGCUUGGCUCAAGGAUAUUAAUUAGAAUUGUUUAUCAUGGCACCUAAUAUUUCUGUGAAUACUGGGAAUGUAACCUUAGAUGAGAAGAUCAAAGAAUGGUUACUUUGGAAUAAGGAUCCAAAAGCUGCAGAAGAAGUUCAGAAUUAUAUUGAUAAUGGAGAUAUUAAAAAAUUAUCCCAUUUAUUUCUUAAAAGACUGGAAUUUGGUACUGCUGGCCUUAGAGGCAGAAUGGGACCUGGUUAUAGUCAGAUGAAUGAUUUAGUUAUUGUGCAAACAAGUCAAGGUCUUACAAAAUAUCUUUUGGACACAAUUUUUGAUGUUCAAGAUAAGGGUGUUAUUUUGGGAUAUGAUGGUCGUUAUAAUAGCAAAAGGUUUGCAGAACUAACAGCUGUGAUUCUCAUAAACAAUAACAUUAAGGUUUACAUGUACUCCACUGUUUGUCCUACUCCAUUUAUUCCAUAUGGAGUAUUAACAUUCAAUUGUGCUGCUGGCAUAAUGAUCACAGCUUCGCACAAUCCUAAGGAAGAUAAUGGAUACAAGGUUUAUUGGCAGAAUGGAGCUCAAAUUAUUCCACCACAUGACAAAGGAAUACAAAAAAGCAUUUUAGCAAAUCUUGUACCUUUAGAUGCAUCUUGGGAUGUAUCAAAAAUUUAUGAUAGCCCACUUUAUAAAGAUCCUCUGAAAGAAAUUAUGCGCUCAUACUAUGCAGUAUUGAAAGACGAUGUUUUAUAUCCAGAAGUCAAUAGAAAUACGAUAUUAAAGUUUACGUACACUGCAAUGCACGGUGUAGGAUAUAAUUAUAUGGUAGCAGCUUUUGAAGCUGCUAACUUUAAGCCAUUUAUAGUAGUUGAAGAACAAAAAAAUCCAGAUCCAGAAUUUCCUACAGUUAAAUUUCCUAAUCCUGAAGAAGGAAAGAGUGCAUUAGAUCUUAGUAUAAAAACAGCUAAUUUAAAUGAAUCUACUAUAAUUCUGGCCAACGAUCCAGAUGCGGAUCGACUAGCUUGUGCGGUAAAAUCCAAAAAUGGAGAUUGGCGAGUAUUUACUGGCAACGAAUUGGGUGCAUUAUUAGGUUGGUGGAUGUUACAUGUUUAUCAAGUUCGGCAUCCCGAUGCCGACCUUAGUAACACGUACAUGCUUGCAUCCACGGUUUCCAGUAAAAUAUUAUCUUCAAUGGCUAAGAAGGAUGGCUUCCAAUAUGAGGAGACUUUAACGGGUUUCAAGUGGAUGGGCAAUAAGGCUACGGAAUUGAUACAGAACGGUAAAGAUGUUAUAUUUGCUUAUGAAGAGGCUAUAGGUUUUAUGUGCAGUUCAAAUGUCCUUGAUAAGGAUGGCAUUAGUGCUGGAGUGCGUGUGGCCGAAAUGGCAGCUUACCUUGAAACUAUGGGCCUUACACUUAUUGAUAAACUGGACGAACUAUACGCGGAAUAUGGUCAUCACAUCAGCGAUAAUUCUUAUUGGAUUUGUCACGAGCCGGAAACGAUUAAAGCCAUUUUUGAACGUUUAAGAAACCACAAUGGAAAACCUAAUUCGUAUCCAACCAGCAUUAUCGGAGGAAAAUAUCCAAUAAUCGGAGUGAGAGACUUAACGACUGGCUAUGACAAUACUAAGCCUGGUAACAAAGCGAUUUUGCCUGUAUCCAAAUCCUGUCAGAUGAUUACCUUUACGUUCAAGAAUGGUUUGGUUACCACAUUACGGACUAGCGGCACGGAACCAAAAAUUAAAUAUUACAGCGAGCUAUGUGCAUCUCCUGAACAACAAAAUCUGAAUGAACUAAAAGGAAUAUUGAGCGAGAUGGUUUCGGCUAUCGUUACGGAAUUCCUUCAACCUGAAGUAAACGGACUUAUACCUCGUAGUUCUUAAUAUCUGUAAUGUUUUCUUUUGAUACAGAAUAGUUGUAGAGAAAAAAUCCAGCUGCUGGUCUCUUGGUAGUUUUAUAAUCAGUGCGUACCACUUAGAAAUUCGUAAUUCAUAUUACAAACUCAUUACUAAAUUGUAUCAUUCUGUUCUAGUCAUCGCAUUAUUCCUUUAGAAUAUUUUUGAGAAAUGUCAAGAAUACAAUUCAAUUCUAUCAUCAUUCUCUAACUGUCACAACUAACUGUUAAUAAAUUCUCAUACUAAUCGUUUGAUUCGUAAUGAUCGUCAUUAUUUAGCACUUAUCAUUUGCGUUUAAAAAAAUGUUCAUUAGAAGCGUUCCUCAUGCAUAUUGUUUCGAAGAAAAUUACGUCAUUCCAAUUUGUACUAUCAAAAAUAUUAUUUUUCAUUAUAAAAUACAUAUCUAUUAUAGGAUAAAACAAUGUUUAUCUGUUUGGAUGUUAUGUACAAUACAAUUAAUAAAUUGUAUCUGAAAUCAAA